Sinocyclocheilus rhinocerous is the source of this 1340-nucleotide messenger RNA. Its product is annotated as LETM1 domain-containing protein 1-like. Lineage: Eukaryota; Metazoa; Chordata; Actinopteri; Cypriniformes; Cyprinidae. The transcript has 9 exons. The coding region runs from base 129 to 1217 and encodes 362 amino acids. The record is from RefSeq and is a predicted model, not a curated record. Gene Ontology annotation, biological process: intracellular monoatomic cation homeostasis. Gene Ontology annotation, molecular function: ribosome binding. Gene Ontology annotation, cellular component: mitochondrial inner membrane.
AAAGGAAAAAAAGGCGUGCGCUUUGAGUACUAUAUAUGCGGUUAUUGAAGCAGCCAAUCACAGCGCCGCGCCCGCAUUCCAUUCUCUGAAGACACGCCCACGUAGAACUGUCAGCUGCUCAGUCAAAGAUGGCGCUGUUCUGUAGAGGGUUGUGCCGCGGAACUUCAUUGAUCUUACUGUACGGAAAACGACCUGUCGGGGUCAAAGCAAGUCUCUGCACACCUAGACUGGCUUCCACAAAAUCCAGUAGUUUGUGGUUUGUUAGACACUACUCACCUUCACAAGCAAGACAUGGAAUUAGUCGAAGCGUUGUGUCCGGUCUGAAAUGGGCCAAUGAGAAAUAUGAGAGAUUCCUGCAACGUCGCUUUCCACGAUUUUACGUUAUCUAUCACACUUUUAUGAGAGGUUUCCGGCUCCUGUUUCAAGAUGGUACAGACGUGAGAAGAAUCGUAGCCUGCAUGCUCAGUGAAAAAACAGAGUACCAGAAUUUGCCUUACCGUGAUAUGGAGAAAAUCAGGCAGGUCCGCAGGGACUUAAUCAAAGCCAUUCCAUUGGUCAUCUUAUCAGUACCUCCUUUUGCCAACUAUGUGGUCUUCAUCCUUAUGUACCUCUAUCCUCGCCAGCUUCUGAUCCGGCACUUCUGGACCCCACAGCAGCUAGUGGAGUUUCAGGGGGUGUAUCAUACCCAGAGAGCACAGCACCACUGGGCUAUAGUCAAAGGGCUGGAGAGCACGUCAACAUCUGUCCAAGACAGUCGCAUCAAAAUCCGCCUCUUGGAGCUCUGCAGUAAGGUCCGAAGUGGAGUCCAUCCUGUGGUGUCUGAUGUCCAUGCAGUGAGAACUUUGUUCUCUGGGCCUCCCUUGGGUGUCAAGAGAAUGUAUGCAGAUCAGAUGAGGCACCUGUGUCCUUUGCUCUUCCUGACGCCCCGCCUCCCAGCCUUCUGGAUUGGUCGACGCUUGAACAGCCACUCCUUAGAACUCAUGCAGCUUGACCGCGCCAUUGUUCGAUUAGGCGUGCACCAAUUAAACGAUGCGGAGCUCAGAGAGGCAUGUUACAUGAGAGGGCUGAAUCCUGACCGUCUGAGUCCAGGGCAGUGCCGGGAAUGGCUCACACAGUGGUUGCAGUUCUCAACACACCUCAAAGAGUCAGAGACCUCCCUCUAUCUGCACUGUAUGGUGCUGCUCACUGUAAACUACCCUAAACACCCACGUCACUGACCUCAGAAGGAAGUAGAUGACUUCUCUUCCUAAUGCCCAGUGCUGAAAAUCCACCACCACACCCAAAGGCAAAACACCACGGGAACAAACAGACUCAUGUUUGCAAAUUCAAGCAGCGCAACA